Ooceraea biroi (clonal raider ant) is the source of this 2804-nucleotide messenger RNA. It is a transcript of the gene Rsph3, whose product is annotated as Radial spoke head protein 3. The record is from RefSeq and is a predicted model, not a curated record. Gene Ontology annotation, cellular component: cilium. NCBI's taxonomy places the organism in Eukaryota, Metazoa, Arthropoda, Insecta, Hymenoptera, Formicidae.
UUGCGGGCGACUAGAGUCCGAAAGUUGGAACUAUAAUAUUUUGAAGCGGGAGUUGCACCGUUUCUACGUUAUCAAUCUUAUCUUAUAUGAUAUUUUUGUAAGAUAGAUGCUCAUUUGUAAUACUAAUAUAUUAAAUCAUUAACUAAAUAAUCCAAGUCGCGUCUAAUAAAUAUAACAUUUCGCUCAUAUAUAACAUUACAAUAUAUAUUCGUGCAAAGAUAAAUAACACUUGAUAUUUUAUUUAUUUUUUUAUUCUAUUAUGUUACUUGGGAUUAAUGGAAGUUUUCUCACCUGGAACGUUAACUAGCGCGAGACCAUUGUUAUAAUAUUCGCGAGAUCGUUGAUCGAGAUUAAAGCCCGACAUCUCGUGAGUGGUCGCAUCUCGUGACUACCACGUCGUUGAAUAAUUAAGGGAAUAAUUACGCCAGGUCCGCGCGAGUUUCAACGAGUUUCCGCCGUGUUUUCGUUUCGCGAACGCGCGUGCGAGCGAUCGAUGAACGAUCGCGUAGGUGGAGAUUAUACCUCCCCGAGAUUUUCGCGGCGCGAAAAUGCGCAACGAAGUUGAAGCCUCAAAGUCGCGUGUGUAAAACGUGCUGCGUUGUAAUUUUGAAGGGAAAUUACGAUCGAGGAGAGAUCGGACAGAUCGUCGAUUUCCGACUCGAUCAGUUCGCCAUGUGAAAUCGGCUGUGAAACCGAACGUCCGAGGGCACCGGAAGCAUGCCGGCCGGCAUCUCGGCGCUGGCGCCGUCGACGGACGCGACGUCGUUCGACCAUGAGACGAAGGACCCGCCGGCCUUCACGAUUCUGCAGAAGGAUGGUCUGGACUCGAGCCUGCCACUGCUACAUGUCAACGAGGAGAACGAGACGGGCGCGCCCAGAUUCUCCACCAAUCUGGAGAACAUGAGAAACGCCAUGAGGAACGGCGACCUGUACCACCGCCGGCGCAUCAGCCGCUCGAACGAGCACCUGGUGCUCGCCAGCCUGCAGUCGAAUCAGGUGAAUCCACUGCGGAAGAAGCACCAGAGCAAGAGCCAGGAUUGCCUGGACGCCGAAGAGAGUGGACCAUUUGCGAACAGUACGAAGCCCAGUCUGGUCCUGUCGACGGAGGACUUCAACGAGGUACUGAACGCGAAACUGCGACGGAUUCAAGAGCAAGCGGAAGCCGAGCAAGAUCGCAGGUCGCCGAAGAAAUCGCUGUCGCAGCGGAAACCGUUCAUCACGACCGUGAGGACCGGCGAGUUCCUGAUGCCACCACCGGAAGUGGCGGCCCUGCUCGGUAUAGCACCCAGCGCGGCGAAGAAUGACGAGGAGGGGGUGGACGGGACCUGCUCCCUGAGGAGCAGGUUCAAGCCGCUGGUGGCCAAGAGGCCGGAAGUACGUCACAGCAGCCACAACGCCCGGUGCCCGGCCGCCCUCAAGGCCACGGUGGACUUUUCCCUUGGUAUGGUGAACGCUACCGCGAUCGCCGCCGCCUCGACCUUGGAGGAGCGCGCAAGAACGUUCAAGAGGAGCGAGUCGGCCAGAUUCCCGCAGACGCCGCGAGCUUUACCGAAAAAGCUGGAACCGAUCGAGGGCAUGAUGAAUGUGCUGCCGAGACUGCCCGGCGAUGCGUCGCUUCCUUUCGGGAACAUCAUGUUCGACCGCCGCGUGGCCCGCGGAAGCGCUUUCGCUUCCGUUCCUACUCUCAUCGAUGGAGAACAAUCGAUAGCAGCGAGGCAAGCGGAAGCGAGAAGAAGGCAUUUGGCGAGGAAACGCGCCCAGACUACCAGAGCGCUCGUCACGAGGAUGGGUUCGCCUCCUCCGGUUCCUGGCAGGAAACAUGAGCCAGUCCAGACGGAAGUCUUUCUCGAAGAGCUGGCCGAGAAGCCGGACGAAUCUGAAGUAGCCACGCAAACCGAUUACUUCUUGGAGAAGCCGGUAACGCCGAGGUACUGUCCAGCCAAAGUUGGUCAGGACGCUUGCACGCAAAUCGAAGCCGGAGAAUUGUUCGACUACGACACCGAGGUGCAACCGAUCCUAGAAGUGCUGGUUGGUAAAACCAUUGAACAAUCCCUGAUCGAGGUCCUGGAGGAGGAGGAGAUUGCCGCCCUCAAGGAGCAGCAGAGAAGAUUCCUCGAGCUACGCGCCGCCGAGAAAGCAGAGGAGCAGCGAUUGGCGGAGGACGAGAGGAGACGCAGGGAGGAGAAGGAUCGACGGCUGAAACAGCACGAGGAGGCGAUGAAGGCUCAGCAGGAGACGGAGGAGCGAGUCGCGGCGGCGGUGUUGCUGACCGGAUACAUCGCCGAGCUUCUACCUUCAGUCCUGGAAGGCCUGAAGAUGUCCGGUUACCUCUUGGACGAGAUCAAGGCCGAUGUCGAGGAAGGUUUCAUGCCGUGGUUGAUGAAGGAGGUCAAAAAGGAGAUGGGUAACAUGAUCGAGAGCAGAGAACUGUUAAUGGAGAUCAUCAGGGAGAUUUUGGAGAACCGCGCGCGGACGUACCGACAACUCGGCGAGGAAUAUGACGCUUCGAGGGACAGGGGACCAACGAUCGAGGAUGAUUUGGGGGAGGAACAGGAGGGUGGUAUCGACGAGAAUUUCGUCAACUACGAAUCGCCAGCAAUCGAGAAUCAUCACGCGAUCUAGCGUGACGAUCACGACGCGGUUCAGACUGAUUUGGCAACGCCUAACACUGCACAACGCUUUCAAGACAAAUCGAGAAGCCGAUUACGUCCUGAGACGUAACUCGUGCGCUUUAAUUAUAGCCAGAGUUCGAGGAUGUAUCCAAAUUUAGUACAUGCAUUAAAUAAAAAAACAUUUAAAGAAAA